Molecule: messenger RNA, 1011 nt
Organism: Ruditapes philippinarum (Manila clam)
Lineage: Eukaryota; Metazoa; Mollusca; Bivalvia; Venerida; Veneridae
Exons: 9
Coding region: 38-553 (171 amino acids)
Source: RefSeq, a predicted model, not a curated record
UUUGGCCUUCGAGAUCACUAGUUGAAAAAAUAAUGAAAUGAAGAGCUAUAAUAUGCUGAUGUUUUAUUACAGCGCUCUGCUACUUUCGGCUGCUGUAAAAUAUGUAGAUUGUUUGGAAUGCUAUAACUGUACAGAUGUGGACAGUGUGAGUAACUGUUCAAACACAGCGAAAUGUGACAUCGGAGAGUCAUGCUAUCUCGAUUUAGUCGCAACUGGGCAGACUAAAGUCGUCAAUUUAGGCUGUAUUGAAAAUCAGAAAUGUGGGGGAACCGCAAAUCCUGGUCCUGGUUUGAUUGGAAGAGAUGUCAGAAAACGAGAGUCGGAAACAUGUCACGAAUGUUGCAGCACCGAUAACUGUAAUAGUAAUCUCUGCAAGCAUUUGAAACCCGCUGCGUGUGUUGACAGUGAGAAGGUUGACUGUGCAUUUUUGAACACGGUGGCAAACAUUUGCCACGAUGUGCAGCAUGCAAAAACAAUAUGUCCUAAGUUCUGUAACCUUUGUGAUCUUGUUGACGGAGAGUGGGCAGCUUGGUCUACCUGGUCAAAGUUGUGAUGUCACGUGCGGUAACGGUACACGAUCAAGAUAUAGAACAUGUACAAACCCAGCUCCUGCACACGGUGGAUUGGAUUGUGUUGGUAAAAGAAAUGAAACCGAAGAAUGCCAAGAACCUCUUUGUCCAGUAAAUGGUGGUUGGUCAGAUUGGUCAGAAUGGGAGGCCUGCUCAGCAACGUGUGAUAUAGGAAUUCAGCAGCGACAUCGUACAUGUACGAAUCCAGCACCUGAAAGAUUUGGCGACCACUGUUUUGGUGACACAAUGAGUGACCGUUUGUGCUUUCCGGGAGCGUGUGCAAAUGGUGGUUGGUCAGAUUGGGGGACUUGGGGCAAUUGUACUGUCACAUGUGGUGGUGGAACAAUGACUCGUUCAAGGGCCUGUACAAAUCCAAAACCAUCACCACAAGGCAAGGACUGUAUAGGCGAUGCCAUAAGUGUUGAAUCAUGUGGCAAUGAAG